CUAACAUGUGUAUGUCAAAUUAUUCAUCUGAGAUUCAAAAUCAUUGAAACUAUGAGGUCAUAUGGCAUUUUUCUGAGUUUCUGUAUCUGCACUCUCUUGUUAGGACAACCUUUCUCUGAAACAGACACGCUACUGAAGGGGCAGUUCCUGAAAGAUGAGCAAGAACUGGUUUCAGCUUUCAGGAUCUUCAAACUGGGGUUCUUCAGCCCGGGGAAAUCAGGAAAAUGGUAUCUUGGGAUUUGGUACAAUAAUGUUUAUCUUAAUGGUAAUAGCACCUUUGGUGAUCUCAGGGACAGAGUUGUCUGGAUUGCGAACCGGAACGAUCCAAUUUCUAAUCACUCUGGAAGCCUCAUCAUUGACUCUCUUGGCAAGUUGAAGAUUCUACGAGGAGCUGUGGACCCGGUUGAGCUAAGUUCUACUGAAACAACAGGCAACACAACUCUAAAGAUGCUGGAUUCUGGAAAUCUUCAGCUCCAAGAGAUGGAUUCAGAUGGGUCGGUGAAAAGAAUUCUGUGGCAGAGUUUUGAUUAUCCGACAGAUACACUUCUUCCGGGGAUGAAACUGGGGUUCAACGUUAGAACCGGGAAGAUAUGGGAACUGACGUCAUGGCUAGAAAAGGAUUUACCAGCCUCUGGAUCUUUUACCUUUGGAAUGGAUCCUAAUGUUACAAACCGAUUGAUCUCUUUGUGGCGCGGAAACCUCUAUUGGGCAAGUGGCCUCUGGUUCAAGGGUCUCUUUUCCUUGCAGGGAAAUUGGGAAAACCGCAAUUUCGUCUUCUCCUUUGUUUCAACCGAGAGUGAAGAAAGCUUUUUGUACUCAGCUCAUCUUUAUGGCGCUACAUCAUUUCCCAGGAUAAUGAUAGACAAUCAGGGUGUCUUGCAGAUUAUCAGUCUUCAUGGAGAGGAAAGUCACGUCGAUUGUUCUCCUUUUGCUAAGGAUGAAGCAAAAUAUCAGUGCUAUAGAGAGAGGCAGUAUAAUAAUACCUACAGAAAAAGUACAGUGUAUCAGUUUGGAUGUUCUGGGCAAGAGUUCCCAGAGUGUUUGGGUCUCUGUAACUUUUUCACUGAGACAGAAGCCCCUUUCUCAAGCAAAGGGUUUCAGCUUAGCGAGACUGGUGGAAGGGUAAGUUCAUAUGACUGCUAUAAUGCAUGUGUUCAUAACUGUUCUUGUCUCGCUUAUGCUUCUGUCAACGCUGAUGGUACCGGGUGUGAGAUUUGGGGUAUUGAUCCUACCAGCAGCAGCUCAUCUUCUUAUAGUCCAAGAACUAUAUAUAUCCGUUUUUCAAUAAGAGCAUAUGCAGAAGACAAAAAGGAGGGUUGGCUAAUUGCUCUGGGAUCGAUUGUUCUAAUGAUACCUGUGUUUUGCUUGUUCAUCUAUCUUGUUCUGAGAAACUUUAAACUAAAAGUAACGGUUAUCUUCCGUCAUAUGGUCAGCUUUCUGCGGGUAAUACUCAUUCCACAGAUGGUCCAUAUCUUUUUCUCGAUGGUCCAUUUCAUACAGAGGAAGCUUGAAACACGAACUGGUAAUUUGAUGAUAGACCAAGAAAUGCUACUACGUGAAUUAGGAAUCGAUAGGAGACGUAGGAACAGGAGAAUCACAAGGAAGAAUAACGAGUUGCAGAUUUUUAGCUUCGAAAGUGUAGCCUUGGCCACAGAUUACUUCUCCGAUGCAAACAAGCUUGGGGAAGGAGGUUUUGGGCCUGUUUAUAAGGGGAUGUUAGAAGAAGGGCAAGAAGUAGCUAUCAAGAGAUUGUCGACAGGUUCAGGACAAGGACUAGCGGAGUUCAAGAACGAAGCCAUGCUUAUCGCAAAGCUUCAACACACAAAUCUUGUUCAGCUGUUGGGAUGCUGCAUAGAUAAGGGGGAGAAGAUGUUGAUUUACGAGUACAUGCCAAACAAGAGCCUCGACUACUUCCUCUUUGACUCCUUGAGAAGGAAUCUUCUGGACUGGACGAUACGGUUCAAUAUCAUGGAAGGGACAAUUCAAGGGCUUUUGUAUCUUCACAAGUACUCGAGAUUGAAAGUGAUACACAGAGACAUCAAAGCCAGCAAUAUCUUGCUCGACGAGAGGAUGAAUCCCAAGAUAUCGGAUUUUGGAAUGGCUCGGAUAUUUGGAGCUCAAGAGUCCAGAGCCAUCACUAGCCGAGUUGCCGGAACUUUUGGCUACAUGUCACCUGAGUACGUUCGAGAAGGGAUGUUCUCUACCAAAUCAGACAUUUACAGUCUCGGAGUUCUAAUGCUCGAGAUGGUGAGCGGGAGGAAGAAUAACAGCUUUCAUGACACAGAAAGACCCAUCAACCUCGUAUCUCAUUCGUGGAAUCUGUGGAGAGAGAAUAGGGUUUCGGAGCUAAUAGACCCAUCAUUGGGAGAUUCAUCAUCGUACGAGGAUCCGAAUCCGCAAGUGCUUAGAUGUGUCCAAAUUGCUCUGUUGUGUGUUCAAGAGAAUGCAGAGGAUAGGCCUUCGAUGAUGGAGGUUGUGUCUAUGAUAUAUAGCGACGGCAAUGCUUUGCCUUUGCCGAGAGAGCCUGCUUUCUACGACUCUCUCCGGAGAAUCUCGCCGGAGAUAGAGAACGAGCCGCCGGCGCCGGAAAGUUUGGCGACGAACAGAGUUACUAUCACGGAGAUGGAAGCAAGGUGAGUUUGGAAACGCGAUGGUAAGAAAUAUGAUUCCCAAGUUUUUUUUAACUUCCGUGUUUUAUAGCUGUUGUAUGAAUUGGAAACUUUAAAAAUGUCAUUAAUAUUCAAAACUUGUUAUUGGAUUG
Molecule: messenger RNA, 2761 nt
Organism: Tarenaya hassleriana
Lineage: Eukaryota; Viridiplantae; Streptophyta; Magnoliopsida; Brassicales; Cleomaceae
Product: G-type lectin S-receptor-like serine/threonine-protein kinase CES101
Exons: 8
Coding region: 52-2637 (861 amino acids)
Biological process (GO): protein phosphorylation
Molecular function (GO): ATP binding; protein serine/threonine kinase activity
Source: RefSeq, a predicted model, not a curated record